This is a messenger RNA of Lactuca sativa (garden lettuce), 3893 nucleotides long. RefSeq names its product putative disease resistance RPP13-like protein 1. NCBI's taxonomy places the organism in Eukaryota, Viridiplantae, Streptophyta, Magnoliopsida, Asterales, Asteraceae. Gene Ontology annotation, molecular function: ADP binding. The record is from RefSeq and is a predicted model, not a curated record.
UUCGACAAUCUGUGUACACACAAACUCUAGUCAACACCUUCGUUUCAUCUGCCAAUUCUCAUCCAUUCCCAAAUCAAAACCCCAUCAAAGUAACCAAUCUUUUCCCUUUACCUAAUAUCCAUGGCUGAAAUCGUUGCUACUGCUCUCAUCAGUGUGCUGUGUGAGAAACUCAUCUCUGUUGACUUGAUGAAGCUGGCACGAUCUGAAGGAAUUGAUUCCCAGAUGAAAAAAUGGAAGAAGACCUUGCCCAUGAUCCAAGCUGUGCUUGCUGACGCAGGACAAAAGCAGAUAAAAGAGAGAGCCGUUCAACUGUGGCUCGACAAUCUCCAAGAUUUGGCUUACGACAUAGACGAUGUACUCGAUGAUUUGGCUACCGAAGCAAUUCAACGCAAGUUGGAUCGGGAAUCUGAUGCCGACACUAACUCCAUUUCCAGCACUAGUAAGGUAUUCAAGUUCAUCCCAACUUGUUGUACUAAUUUCAGUCCUAGGUAUGGUCGUCGGUUGAGUUCUACGAUAGAUGAGAUUACCACAAAAUUGAAUGAUCUUGUUGAGGUGAAAAACGGUCUGGGUUUUGUUGUAAAUGUGAACGUUGACAUCGCAAAUAGAACUGAGAGACGAUUGGAGCAAACUUCACUGGUUGAUGAGUCCAAAAUCAUGGGUCGUGAAGGGGAUAAAGAAGCAUUGUUGGGGAAGUUGUUAGGGAAUGAUGAAAAAAUGAGGAUAGUGUCCAUAGUUGGUAUGGGCGGGAUUGGAAAAACCACUCUUGCUAAAGUUUUGUACAACGAAGAGAAGGUGAAGGAUCACUUUGAACUCAGGGCUUGGGUUUGUGUCUCUGAAGAGUUGGAUGUACUUAAUAUUAGCAAGGUUAUAUUUCAAGCAGUAACUGGGAAAAACAGAGAUUUUGCUAAUCUUGAUCUGCUUCAUGUGGCCCUCAAAGAAAAACUUUUAAAGAAAAGGUUUCUACUUGUUCUAGAUGAUGUGUGGAAUGAAGAAAAAAGUAAGUGGGAACUCCUUCAAAGCCCUCUUGUAGGGGCACCUGGAAGUAAGAUUAUAGUCACAACCCGGAAUACAAGAGUUGCAUCGGUGGUGGACUCUGACGAAUCUUACUAUUUGGAGCUUUUGUCAAAUGAAGAUGCUAUAUCUUUGUUUGCUCAACAUUCGCUUGGUGAAAACAACUUUGAAAACCAUCCAACACUUCAAUUGCAUGGUGAAGGUAUUGUUAAGAAAUGUGGUAGAUUGCCUUUGGCUUUGAAAACACUUGGGAAUGUCUUAAAGGGAAAUAGAAAUGGUGAUGAAUGGGAGAAGUUGUUGAAUAGUGAGAUAUGGGAUAUACAGGAUGGAAGUGAGAUUCUUCCGGCUCUACGACUAAGCUACAAUCAUCUCCCUCCACAUUUAAAGCUGUUGUUUGCAUAUUGUUCCUUAUUUCCAAAAGACUAUGUGUUUGACAAAAAAGAAUUAGUCCUACUGUGGAUGGCAGAAGGAUUUUUGUUGCAACCAAAUCGCAACAAGUCAAUGGAGAUUCUAGGUCAUCAAUAUUUUGAAGAGCUAAAGUCGAGGUCAUUUUUUCAACCUUCAAUGAAUGAUGAUGUAAGAUAUACUAUGCAUGAUCUUAUAAAUGACUUGGCCACAAGUGUUGCAGGAGAGUUUGUGUUUAGAUUGGAUGAUGAGAUGGAUUCGUCCAACAAAAAAGGAACUUUUGAGAACUUUCGUCACUUUUCACUUGUAGGUCCACAAGGGGGAUCCUAUAGAAAGCUUAAAGAAUUACAAAGAGCUAGACGUUUACGAAGUUUCUUAACAAUGUCUCGGGUGGAUAAUUCUUUUUUUGAAUUACUUCCACUACUACAGUUCCUAAGGGUUCUAAGCCUAGCUAAUUACGUAAUCUCAGAGGUACCACAAUCCAUUGGUAGUCUCAAGCAUCUGAGGUACAUCAAUUUUUCUUAUACUACAAUCACAUAUAUACCAGAAGAAGUAAGUGACCUCUAUAAUCUACAAAGCUUGUUGGUUCAUGGUUGUUCAGAGUUAUAUGACUUGCCAAAAAGUUUCGCAAAGUUAAUAAACCUACGACAUCUCGACAUUAGUGGUACUCCAAAACUCAAGAAGAUGCCUUUAGGGAUUGGCGUAUUGACAAAUCUACAAACUCUACCCAAGGUCAUUAUUGAACCAGGUAAUGGGUUCAAAAUAUCCGAGCUUAAGAACCUUUCAGAUCUUCAAGGUCGAAUAUCGAUCAUGGGGCUAGACAAAGUGAUAAAUCCAAUACAAGCACAAGAUGCCAAUUUUCAUCAAAAGAAAGGUCUUGAUAUUUUGGAGAUGAUAUGGAGUGACGUGUUUGAUGAUUCUCGGAAUGAUAUGAAUGAAUAUGAAGUACUUAAACGGCUGAGACCUCAUCAUAAGUUAAGAAACCUCGAGAUUUUGUUCUACAAGGGAACACAAUUUCCUAGUUGGGUUGGCGAUCCCUCGUUUGAUCAGUUAACAGAGCUUACAUUACGGUGUUGUAGAAGUUUACAUUUACCAACACUUGGACAUCUAAGGUCACUUAGGAGAUUGUUUGUUGAAAGGAUGAAUGAGGUGAAGACAAUAGAUUUUGAGUUACUUUCACCUACAAAUUCUCUCGUUGGCAUUGCAUUUCCAUCUCUUGAAGUUUUGGAAUUUGAUGAUAUGCAAGGUUGGCAAAUAUGGUCAAGUAUUGGUGCUAGCGAUGAUGGAACUGCUAGAUCGUUUCCUUGUCUUCGUGAGAUUUCUAUAAAACGUUGCCCACUACUAGCUAAAGUAUCUAUUGGAUUUAUACCAUCGCUUCGGUUUUUACACAUAGACGAAUGUUGUGAAGGGGUGUUAAGAAGCAUGAUUGGUGUAUCUUCAUCACUUGUUGAAUUGGAAAUGUUGAAUGUAAAAGGAUUUACUCAACUACAUGGAGAAGAUUUAACGCGUCUUGGAGCAGUUGAGUAUCUAUUUUUUGAUGAAUGUGAUGAAUUGAGAUACUUGUGGGAACCAGAAUCGGAUGCAUACAAAAAUCUUGUGAGUUUAAAGAAGUUGGUGGUACAUAGUUGUUAUACACUAGAGAGUCUCAAUUGUCCAAACAGUGUUGAGAGGUUGGUGAUUAAUCGUUGUCAUUCAAUGACAUCCUUGAUCUUCUCGGUGAACGAGCUUCCAUCAUCUAUCAUUGAAACAAUCAUCUGUGAUUCUGAUAACACAGAACCUGUUCAAGAGAGAGGUUUUGGUGUUCUUCCUCCGUUAUGCCUAAGAUAUCUGGAUGUCCAUAACUGCAAGAAUCUAAAUUCAUUUCCUCAUGAUCGUUUGCAAAGUCUCACAUGUCUGGAAGAAUUGAGGAUACAUGGUUGUCCAAAUAUGGACUACUCCUUCCCUUCUGGUGUUUGGGCUCCUAAUUUAAGUAUCCUACGCAUAGGAGAUUUAAAGAAGCCCAUGUCAGAGUGGGGCCCACAGAAUUUCCCAACCUCACUAGUUGAACUACAGUUGUAUGGCCAUAACUCAGGGGUGGGUUCAUUUGCAGUGGAAAAAGAUGCAAAGAAUACUACCACUUCAUCAUUUCUUCUUCCACCAACUUUAGCAUCUCUAAUUGUCUUUGAUUUUAUAGAUGUGGAUUCACUUUCAGAGGUCGUACAACAACUCCCGUGUCUUAAAAGUCUUGAGAUUUUCUCAUGUCCAAAACUGAGUGAUGUUCAUGAGAUAGCAUCCUACCGAUCAUCUUUGACAGUAUCUGUGAUUCCAUAAAGAAAGACUUAUGUUGUAAACUUGCUCAUCAUUUUUUUCUGUUACACCAGGUCCUAAAAGUCCCGAUGUUUAUUGAACUACGAUUUCAGUUUUUUGUAACUUUUGCUGUUUAAAAAAUGAUCUUUGAACUAUUAGUAACUUUAAGACAUGUUUGUUUUGUUUGUUGA